This is a messenger RNA of Xenia sp. Carnegie-2017, 1594 nucleotides long. RefSeq names its product threonine synthase-like 2. NCBI's taxonomy places the organism in Eukaryota, Metazoa, Cnidaria, Anthozoa, Malacalcyonacea, Xeniidae. The transcript has 6 exons. Gene Ontology annotation, biological process: dephosphorylation; 2-oxobutyrate biosynthetic process. Bases 81 to 1496 code for a protein of 471 amino acids. The record is from RefSeq and is a predicted model, not a curated record. Gene Ontology annotation, molecular function: pyridoxal phosphate binding.
UCGAUUUAGUUGAGUUAAGUGUGUAUGGUCUUUAACUACUUUGUUAACUUGCUCAUUUCUUCGUUACUUUUCAUUUUACAAUGCGUUAUUGCAGUACUCGUGGAAAAGUUAACAACCAGAGUUUUGAGGAUGUUUUAUUCAAUAAUUACACGUCAAUUGGUGGCAUGUUUAUGCCAGAAUUUGUCCCAAAAAUAUCGCAGGAAACUCUACAGUAUUGGUCAAACUUGUCAUACGUUGAUCUCUGCAAAGAGAUAUCAAGGAUUUUUAUUGACGAUAAGGAAAUACCGACAUUUGAUUUAAAUACAAUAAUAACCGCUGCCUUUACAAAUGUCUUCGAUCAUGAAGAUAUUGUUCCAGUGAUUAAGGUGUCUGAUAAAAUCUAUGUCGCUGAAAUGUGGCAUGGACCUUCUUUGGCUUUCAAAGAUCUUGCACUUAGUUGUGUAGCUCAGUUUAUGGCCUUUUUUAAUGCAAAACAAUCUCGUCAUGUUACCAUACUUGUGGCAACAUCGGGUGAUACAGGCAGUGCUGCCAUUGAGAGCGUACGUAAAUUCAAGAAUAUUGACAUCAUUUGCAUGUUUCCAAGAGGCGCUUGUUCUGCUAUACAAGAGUUACAAAUGACCACUGUCAUCGAGGACAAUGUACAUGUGUUUUCUUCCGAAGGCACUUCUGAUGACAUGGAUGUUGUGUUACAGAGUAUCCUGAAGGAUUCGGCUCUUGUGAGGAAGUAUAAUCUCUGUACAGUAAAUUCUGCCAACUGGGCUCGUAUUAUGAUCCAGAUCGUACAUUAUUUCCAUGUUUAUUUUCAACUUUGUGAUAAUGUUGGUGAUAAAGUUCAUGUCAUUGUACCAACAGGUGGGAUGGGGAAUGUAACUGCUGGCUGUAUUGCAUAUCUUAUGGGAUUGCCAAUAAUAAUCACCUGCGCAACUAAUAUCAAUGACACUGCUCAUCGUGCAAUAACAUUUGGUGAAUAUUUCCCUAAAGAAGUGUCAAAAACUAUUGCUCCUGCAAUGGAUAUACAGGUACCAUCAAACUUUGAGAGGAUCAUAUUUCUGUUUGCUGGAGUAGAAGUCGUAACGGAAUUUGUGUGUGAAUUUGAAAAAUAUGGCAAAGCCAAUGUCCCGGAGGUGGCAAGAAAAAAGAUAUCUUCUGUUCUAUGCUCUUGUUCUGUUACCCAAAAUGAAAUUAUGUAUAGCAUGAAAAAGUCGUGGAUUGAAUGGAACUAUUUAGUGGAUCCCCAUACGGCCACUGGAAUCCAUGUUGCUUGCACAAAUAAAUUUCAAUCUAUUUGCGGUCCAGUUAUUCUAUCAACUGCACAUAUUGAUAAGUUCCUUGAAACUGUGGCUUUACUUGACAUUCCUCAUGAACCAAUGAAAUCAAUCCAAAGUUUGAAGACAAAACCAACAAAGUAUAGUGAAUUAAACAAAGGCGAGAACUGGCGAGAAAUUUUAUUGAAAAGAAUUCUGAAUAUUCAGCAAAACUAUACAAAUUCAUGCUAAAUAUGUUUUGUUGGAUGUGUUAGGCAUUCAAAAUGUAUCCUUAUUGUGUUAAGGUAUUUUAAAUCAGUAUAUACACAAUAAAAACAAAAUCUAACAGA